CCACCGCCCACAGCCCACCACCGCCCACAGCCCACAGCCCACCCCAAUCCACCGCUUUAAAGAGCUCCUCUUCCCCCGUUCUUCUCCACCAAAGUACCUUCAUCAUCGCAUCAUAAUCCACCCUCUCAACCACACCAAACACUACAAUCCACAUCACAAAUAUCGCAAUGGACGUUUACUACUACUUUAACUACAUGUCCGCGGGAUGGAUGGUGCUUGAGGCAAUUCCGUUGAUCUUCUCGCCCACGGUGAUCAUCACCCUUCUCUCGCCCGAUGUCCGCGAGUCCACCGCGCUGGAGGAGUACCUCUCGCGCUCACUAGGGAUCACCCUCAUCGCCUUCGCGAUUCUAAACCUACUCCUAACCGGCAGUGUGCCGCUGACGUCCGCCCUCUCCGAGCCUGCAGCGCACGGCACCUCCACUGAACUCGCCGACCCAACAGCUCCCUACGCCGUCCCUUCGCUGACGAUAACACUCACGUACCACUGCGCCGUCGCCUUCUACUGCUACACCAUGUACACAGCUGGCCACGCAUUUACCUACAUCAUUGCUGUUGUUGCGCACGCGCUGUUUGCGGCUGUUGGUGGUUGGGUCAUGCUCUUUGGUGCGAGCAACGGUCACAUCUCCCGCAAGACUGGCGCCGACAAGAGGACGUCCGGCUUCCCGUUUAAGAACGUCGAGGCCGACAAGAAGAACGCGAUGAAGAAGUUGUAAGCACGCAGGCUGCCAGGAAUGGAUGGGGGAAUUGGCGCAUGAUAAAUUUGUUUGAUUUCUCAUUUGUUUCAUUUACGAUGGGGUUUCAGGUUGUGGGUUUCAUGCACUGGGGUUGUAUCAUAGGCGAUUACAACGAUUGACCGUUCCACAUCGG
This is a messenger RNA of Tricharina praecox, 867 nucleotides long. RefSeq lists its product as uncharacterized. The record is from RefSeq and is a predicted model, not a curated record. The coding region runs from base 168 to 713 and encodes 181 amino acids. The transcript has 3 exons. Lineage: Eukaryota; Fungi; Ascomycota; Pezizomycetes; Pezizales; Pyronemataceae.